Molecule: messenger RNA, 2274 nt
Organism: Xenopus laevis (African clawed frog)
Lineage: Eukaryota; Metazoa; Chordata; Amphibia; Anura; Pipidae
Product: sodium/calcium exchanger 3-like
Exons: 7
Coding region: 193-1113 (306 amino acids)
Source: RefSeq, a predicted model, not a curated record
CAAAACUAUUCAGAUCAAAAUAUUUGAUGACGAGGAGUAUGAGAAAAACAAGACUUUCUUCAUUGAACUGAGGGAGCCCCACCUUGUGGAUCUGAGUGUACAGAAAGGAAAACCAUAAGGGUUAAAAUUAUUGAUGAGGAGGAAUACGAAAGGCAAGAAAGUUUCUUCAUUGCCCUUGGUGAACCGAAAUGGAUGAAGCGAGGAAUAUCAGCUCUGCUGUUGAAUCAAGCAGCAGAUUUUGCACAAAGGAAGCCGUCGGUGGAGGAGGAAGAAGCCAAACGAAUUGCUGAAAUGGGGAAACCAAUUUUGGGUGAGCACCCGAAGCUUGAAGUCGUCAUUGAAGAAUCAUAUGAGUUUAAGAGCACUGUGGACAAGUUGAUUAAGAAAACCAACCUUGCCUUGGUAGUAGGGACACAUUCAUGGAGGGAUCAGUUCAUGGAAGCUAUUACUGUCAGUGCUGCUGGAGAUGAAGAAGAAGAUGACUCUGGAGAGGAAAGGCUGCCAUCUUGUUUUGACUACGUCAUGCAUUUCCUGACCGUGUUCUGGAAAGUGCUUUUUGCCUGUGUGCCUCCCACUGAAUAUUUAAAUGGGUGGGCUUGUUUUGUGGUGUCAAUUAUUGUCAUUGGCAUUCUUACUGCGAUCAUUGGAGACCUUGCCUCCCAUUUUGGCUGCACCAUUGGUUUGAAAGACUCUGUAACUGCAGUGGUGUUCGUAGCUUUUGGCACAUCUGUGCCUGAUACAUUUGCAAGUAAAGUGGCUGCUACCCAGGAUGUGUAUGCAGAUGCUUCGAUUGGAAACGUGACUGGUAGUAACGCAGUUAAUGUGUUUCUGGGUAUUGGUCUGGCGUGGUCUGUGGCUGCCAUCUACUGGGCCUCACAAGGACAGGAGUUCCAUGUGUCUGCAGGCACCUUGGCUUUCUCCGUAACCCUCUUCACCAUUUUUGCAUUUGUCUGUAUCAGUGUCUUGCUGUACAGGAGGCGACCUCAUAUUGGCGGAGAACUGGGUGGCCCCAAGGGCUACAGACUCGCCACAAGUUUGCUUUUUGUGAGCCUGUGGUUACUUUACAUCUUGUUUGCUACACUGGAGGCAUAUUGUUAUAUUAAGGGGUUCUAAAGUGAGGCCAGAUCAACUCUGCAUUACACUCCCGACUCAAGAUAGUAGGAGCAGAAGGAAUUCCAGCCAAUGAAAAACCAUCUUUGAAACUGCUGGACGUUAAUAACAACCCGAUCCAAAGGACAUUCAGACUGGUACUACUGGUUGAAGUGCAUUACAAGAGGUAGUGGUACACAGAAAGCAAAGAACCCCUAUUCAAUUGUCAAGUGCUUUCUAAUCAGGUACCAGAGCACUAUAAGACGCUAACAAACAGGUUAGGUAACAUGGUUUGAAAUUCAGUCUUUUUAUUUAUUUAUUUUUUAAACAAAAUAGCUAAUGUGCCACUUGGUAGCAAGUUACACGACCGUUUAACCAUGAACUCAAUAAUCCGAUGGUUUAGAACCAGCAAUUAUGUUUCUGAUAUAUUUGUUUUUACUUUAUUUCCCCCACUCUCUAAGGAGUUGCUUUAAACAGUCCUUAUUUAUUCUCUAUUUAUGAUAUGCCAUUCAUAGACCUCAGCAGCACCUCCAUUUUGAAACUGACUGGGGGAUGGAUAAAUGGUUAUUUCCCGUUUCAUUUCUUUUCUUUUUUUUCUGUCUAAUGACAAAUCGAAGGGAACGGCAAUGGGGAAUGCCAAGGAGUAGAAUUAAAGCCUAUUUUAAUAUCUAGAGCUAUAGUUUGAUGCAGGCAGUGUGAGAAAAGAGUACACAAGGACAAAUGAUUCCUGUUAAAGAGUUGGACUCUAGGAAUCUUGUUAUGGAGUUGGCUGUGCUCACAAGUUGAUGUCUUUUAUAUGGGUUACAAAACAAAAAUGGUGAGUGUGUGUGUGUUAGGAUUCUUUUACCUCUCUGCUUUUAGCCAAAACAGCUCUCCAGCACCUUUGGUAUCUUCACAAAUGGUUUGGCAAUGUCUACUGUGACACAAGGAGUUUCUUUCCUUUUGCUGUUUGCAGAGCUCUUGCCCACAGAUCACUCCUUUGCUUUGGGCAUUUAGCCCCAGUUGCUGCAUUUUUGAACAAAUGUCACCAAUUCAUGUAAAUUUAAAAAUUUUCAGUUUUGAUCUUUAUAUAUUUUGCUUUUCCCAGACCCAUAAUAAUUUACUCCCAUGUUUUUACCAUAUACAAGCCCGUCAACGUGAAGUGGGACUGUUCAGGGAUUAAAAUAUCAUUUAUCAAAGACGUGA